Messenger RNA from Cinara cedri, 436 nucleotides. The record is from the annotation of a GenBank genome assembly. NCBI's taxonomy places the organism in Eukaryota, Metazoa, Arthropoda, Insecta, Hemiptera, Aphididae.
AUGGAUCAAAGACACCCCAUGCAUGGUUACUCAGGACCCCAAAGGAGACUUAAAUCCCGAAGAAGCUUUAUUGCCAAUUCAACCACGAUCCAAGAUCCACCGGAACAACACAGAAUACUAAAAUGGAGAGAAGAGCUACAAUGUGAAAAACCUGUCCCGUUUGCUGAGCACCUUGUGGAGGAAACCAACCAUAGACUAAUAAAUAUGUAAGACAUUAAAUAGGUUGAGAACUGGAGUAGCAAAAACAAAAUCAAACAUGAUGAAAUGGGGAUAUCAGAAAGAAUUGGACAUACUAUGUGAAUGUGGCGAAGACCAAUCAAAUGACCACUUACUACAGUGUACACUAGCCCCGCCAGGAUGCACGACCGACGACUUGGCUUUAGCCAACGAAAAAGCAAUAUCAAUUACAAUUCACUGGCUAAAACAAAAUAUUUAA